Molecule: messenger RNA, 1326 nt
Organism: Brettanomyces bruxellensis
Lineage: Eukaryota; Fungi; Ascomycota; Pichiomycetes; Pichiales; Pichiaceae
Exons: 1
Coding region: 1-1326 (441 amino acids)
Biological process (GO): protein import into mitochondrial matrix
Cellular component (GO): mitochondrial inner membrane
Molecular function (GO): protein-folding chaperone binding
Source: RefSeq, a predicted model, not a curated record
AUGUUGAGAAGUGGCGUGGCAAGAAGCACACAGCAGGCCCUUAUUAGAGGCUCUGGGCUGAGAAAUGCUCGUUUCAGUUCAAAAACUAUAUAUAACAAUAUUGCCUCAAUCAACGCAGGGGCACGGUACAUGCAGAAAAACUGGAAUGUAAGACAAUUUCAAACAUGCAGCAGUGCAGGGUACCCACAGUCGCCAAUGAAGGUGUUUGUGGAUACAUUCAGAAAGGAGUGGAAAAAGAGUACAGAGCUUAAUGAUCAGAUCAAACAGCUUAAGAGUGCUACUGACGAGAUGGGAGACAGUGAGGCAUUUAAAAAAGCCAGGGAGGCAUAUUUGAAGGCACAGAAGCAGUCUGGAACUAUUGCAAAGACCGCUGCCAAGGCUGCAGAGGCAGUUGGUGGUGCAGCAGCAAAAGCAUGGGAUUCACCAGUUGGAAAAGGUGUCCGUAAGACUGUAGAAGCAACUGCAGAUGUUGCAGACAAGGUGAUCGAGCCUGUGAGGAAGACAAAGGCAUAUAAGGAGGCAAAAGAGGCGUACGAUGAAGGAGCGUCGUAUUAUGGACUGUAUGAGACGAAAGAACAGAGGAGAAAAAGACGAGAGAGGGAAAAAUUGAAAGAGCCAAAGACUGUGAAGGCCAACGAUGAUGCUGGCAUGUCAGUUGUGGCUGUGGAUGCAAAACCAAAGGAGAGCUUGAAGGAUAAGUUCAAACUGGCGCCAAAUUCGCCUUUGAAGAAGGCUAGUUCAUUUCUUAAGGAGAAAUGGGAGGAGGCAGACAACCCACUUCUUGUUUUGAUCAGGAACGUUGGCCACAAGAUCAACAAGCUUUUCGCAGAGACCGAGAAUGCGAAAGUGGUCAAGGCUUUCCAGCAGAUGGAUCCAAACUUCACAGUGACGAAAUUUAACAAGAAGUUGCGUGAAUACAUCGUCCCGGAGGUUUUAGAUGCUUACGAGUCUGGAGACCAGAAGACACUAAAGAAAUGGCUUUCGGAGGCACCUUUCAACAUAAUAAUGACGCAGCAGAAGCAGCUUCACCAACAGGGUGUUAUAAAUGACGGCAGAAUCCUCGACAUCAGAAAUGUUAGUGUUGUGGCAUACAAAAUACUCGAGCCAAAUGAAACUCCCGUGCUAGUUACAGGAUCAAGAGUGCAGGAAAUCGUUUCAUUCAGAAAUGCAAAGACUGGUGCCGUGGUUGCAGGAUCUGAUGAGGAUAUAGUUGUGUCAUCAUAUGCAAUGGUUCUUACUAGAAUACCUGAAGAAAUGGAUGAUCCAGUUACUGAUGGAUGGAGGGUGCUAGAGUUUGUCAAGGGUGGCUCUAGAACGUUUACCUGA